UCCAACUUUCCACACGUCACUCGAGAGCCGACCAACAAGUUCAACGAUCAACGACAGUGAAAUUUCGUUUAGUGAUAGUGUUGUGACUUAAUAGUGAAAAUGCAAAUUCCAAAUGAAUAUGUGUCCACUGCGGAAGAUGUGGCAGAUCAGGUUAUACGUAAGGGCAAGAAUGUGUUACCAACAGUUGCACGACUAUGUCUCAUAUCCACAUUCCUGGAGGACGGCCUCCGGAUGUGGUUCCAGUGGUCAGAGCAGAGAGAUUACAUGGACAUCUCAUGGGGUUGCGGCAAGUUCCUUGCAACCAUGUUUGUUAUAGUAAAUUUAGUAGGUCAGCUUGGAGGAUGCGUGAUGGUACUCGGCAGGCUGAAGGUUGACAUCGCUUGUGGCAUAUUGUUCUUCAUUGUCGUACUGCAGACAUUCGCAUACAGUAUACUGUGGGACAUGCAGUUCCUUCUACGUAACCUGGCACUGAUCGGAGCCCUACUGCUGGUGCUGGCGGAGGCGCGCGCGGAGGGGCGCAGCCUGUUUGCGGGCGUCCCUAGCCUCGGCGAGAACAAGCCUAAGACGUACUUACAACUCGCCGGACGCAUACUACUCGCCUUCAUGUUCAUCACCUUACUUAGGUUCGAGGUGUCCUUCUUGCAGAUAAUCCAAGACUUGCUGGGCAGCAUCCUGAUGAUCCUGGUGACAGUGGGGUACCGCACAAAACUGUCUGCACUGAUGCUAGUGCUGGUACUCACCGUGCUCAACUUGUACCACAACGCGUGGUGGGCGGUACCUUCCUACAAGCCACUCAGAGAUUUCCUCAAAUAUGACUUCUUCCAGACUCUAUCAGUUAUCGGAGGUCUCCUGAUGAUAGUGUAUUUGGGGCCAGGUGGUGUCAGUAUGGAUGAACAUAAGAAAAAGUGGUAGAUUUGUACACUACAGGAGCUCAGUGCAAUAACUUUUGAUAUAAUAUAUAAGGUUGUUAUUUGGUGCCGUGGCUCUACUGAUGAUGAUUCUCUGGUGUUGUGUAAAUACGAGAAAUAUACAGCAGUUUGUUGUACGACUGCUUCAUAUAUAUUUGAAUAAAUUAUAUAUAUUGAUUGCACUAUUGUAAUGUAAGCACAAUGUUUCCUUUGAUUUA
This is a messenger RNA of Papilio machaon (common yellow swallowtail), 1126 nucleotides long. It is a transcript of the gene Surf4, whose product is annotated as surfeit locus protein 4 homolog. The transcript has 6 exons. The record is from RefSeq and is a predicted model, not a curated record. Gene Ontology annotation, biological process: Golgi organization. Bases 100 to 912 code for a protein of 270 amino acids. Gene Ontology annotation, cellular component: membrane; endoplasmic reticulum; endoplasmic reticulum-Golgi intermediate compartment. NCBI's taxonomy places the organism in Eukaryota, Metazoa, Arthropoda, Insecta, Lepidoptera, Papilionidae.